AUGAUCACCACGACUUCAACUAGGUUUCCCGUGAGAACUUCACAUAGAGAUAGAAGAACUUUAGAAGAGGCAUCAAAUAGCCAAAGAAGUCCUUUUCAUCCUGAGGCAAAAGAAGAUAAAGAGAUUCAAGUACUAGAGCUGGAGGAUGCUUCUCAAAUAUCCAUCUGUAACAUCAGUUUACUUAUUGCUGGUGAGUACGGGCAAACUAUGUACAACCCUAAUCUUCUGAAGUACACUUGCCAAAUUGAAUGCAGCAAAAGAGAAAGUGACCCAUUUGCAACUGAAGAUCAUGUAGGACGUGACCGAAGCAUUGCAGUGCUACUAUCAAAGCCUGUAAUGGCUCUAGAAUUAAAUUUUCUGACUAUGCAAGUCGAAGCUCCAAAAAUUGUCCGUGCUCAGUCCUGGAAGAAUUAA
Zingiber officinale is the source of this 414-nucleotide messenger RNA. RefSeq names its product protein NEOXANTHIN-DEFICIENT 1-like. The transcript is spliced from 4 exons. Bases 1 to 414 code for a protein of 137 amino acids. The record is from RefSeq and is a predicted model, not a curated record. NCBI's taxonomy places the organism in Eukaryota, Viridiplantae, Streptophyta, Magnoliopsida, Zingiberales, Zingiberaceae.